UGCAACAAUGCUCAUUCUAAGUCAUUAUCGUCAGCAGAUAUGACAGUAAAAUGCAUCGUUCAUUAUAUUAAAACAAAGAAGACAUUCCUUUUCAAGACUUCUUGGCCACUUUUGGAGUUGCAAAAAAAGAUAAAAGAAUGUUUUGAUGACCUUCUUGAAGAUAUUGAACCAGAAUAUAUUCAAAUUAUUCCUUACUUAAUAGAGACUUUUCUUCUAGCUCAACAAGAUUUUUCAUCUUACAAGUCAUUGAGUAAAGUUUUGCGAACAUUUGGAAUAAAUGAUAUUUCAUCAUUAGUAGACAUUCCUCAAUUUACAUUGGGCAAGUAUGAAUAUGACAUAGAAGUUAACAUCGAAAACAAAACAAUAAAAGCACUUUUUAAAGAAAUAAAAAUACGAUUAAAAGCUUGUGGUCCUGUUAUAGGUGGUCACGCAAAUGAGGCUUUAAGAUCUGAAUUUAUUUCACCAUUUAUGAAUCAUGCUGUGGCAGAGUCUAAAGAAGGUAUCAAAUUAAGACCACAAAAGAGAAUUUCUGGCACCUAUGGUAAAGGAUUCGUUGACUAUGCAAUAUGCUAUAAAUCAUCUGUUAUAUGCAUUACGGAGGCUAAAACCAAUGAACUCGAGAUUGGUCUCACCCAAAACCUAAAACAACUACAAGCAGCUGCUCAGAUGAAUAUUAAAAAAUGCAAAUCACCAGAUUCUUCAGAAGCUCUGUAUGGAAUUGUAACUACAGGAGUUGAAUGGCUGUUUGUUUUAUUUUCGGUGUGUUUAGACAAAAUUAACAUUGCUGCUACCUCAAGAUCAAUCCUAAGGCUCAAUGUUGACAUGGAGAAUGUUAAUCUUGAUGAACUUAGUGAUCAAGUGGUCAAAAUAUAUACAAUGAUAAAAUCAUUGCUGACUGAUCAAGUUAGAAUCAAUGAUAAAAUUGAGGAAAAUAUGUUAAGUAAUGAUGAAAAUGCUAAACCAUCUACACCCAAUAAGCCAAUUAUUCAACCGAAACUAAAACAAUUAUACUCUCAAUUUGCGUUCACAAAAAGAGUAAAGAUUGCUUGUGACAAAGAGAAAGAAAACCAGUAUCAGAGUGACAAUAAUGGAAAUAAAGUCCUGGCCGAGUUGAAAAAUAUAAAGAAUCAUGAUGACCAUAAUGAUCAAAAUCAAGUUGUCGCUUUUUCGAUAGAGGAAAUCAGGAUACAGAUUUUAAGCCCAUAUAUUGCAAAAAACGAAUUUGAAAACACUAUGAUUAAAUAUAUCGGAAAGGUGUUGAUGGACUUACAAUACAUCAAACAAAGACCAAUAAAAGCUGAUAUAGUUGGUGUCCGAUUGUCAGAUAAUCAUCAGGUUAUAUUUUUAGAAAUGAGUGGAGCUCCUACUGAUUUUUUAAAAAAUCAUCCAAUCAGUGAUGCAAAUAAAACACUCCAGGAACGAAUGGACUCCUUAAAUUCUGUUCUCUUAAAUUUCCUUUGCUAUGAUGUUAGGUUUGUAUGGAAAGUUCAUUCUUUAAGUAUUCAAGGAAUAAGGAAAGAUGACUAUGUUGAUGAAGAAAUAUUAUCAGCAGUUUUUCCACUUAGCUGGGAUUUCCACUUCCGAUUUCAUGAAAUAUUUAACAUGAUGGAAUACAUAAUACUAUCUGUCAUGGAAUAUUCCAAUGUCAUAAAAGAGUUGAUAAAGCACCCAGCAGAUUCACAAGAAUUUUCUAUUCGAUACUGUAUCACUUAUAAAUAG
Entrophospora candida is the source of this 1719-nucleotide messenger RNA. NCBI's taxonomy places the organism in Eukaryota, Fungi, Glomeromycota, Glomeromycetes, Entrophosporales, Entrophosporaceae. The record is from the annotation of a GenBank genome assembly.